Lampris incognitus (smalleye Pacific opah) is the source of this 2321-nucleotide messenger RNA. Its product is annotated as kelch-like protein 9. The coding region runs from base 206 to 2290 and encodes 694 amino acids. Gene Ontology annotation, cellular component: Cul3-RING ubiquitin ligase complex. The transcript has 11 exons. Lineage: Eukaryota; Metazoa; Chordata; Actinopteri; Lampriformes; Lampridae. Gene Ontology annotation, molecular function: ubiquitin-protein transferase activity; cullin family protein binding. Gene Ontology annotation, biological process: regulation of cytokinesis; protein ubiquitination. The record is from RefSeq and is a predicted model, not a curated record.
CUGUAGUGCUCAACCAGAUGUUCCUCAUCCUGCAGCCAGCCUGUUGCACUACAGGAGACGUUUGCCGCAUCGGUUUGUCUGAGAGGUCUCCAUCGGUCAGCUAAGCAGGCUGGAAGGAGGCCCUAGAACCAGCCUGUUGAGGAGGCUAUCUUCCAGGAAUUCUUCGUGGUGCAACAACAAUCACCCUCCCCAGGAGGCCAAUCAAAUGGGUGGCAAUGACAGUGGGCCAGGCCGGCUACACCGCAGACUCUCUCGUCUGGGCAGCAGGUACCAGGCCAGGGACCGACCCAGACCUCAACCUCAGCCGGAUAGACCAGCAGCUUCACCUAACAGACCGGCUCCUCAAGAUCGCCAAGAUGACAGACCCUCCGUACCAGUCCCAGCUCCAAAUCCAUCUCCAGCCGUAAAGCCUCCAGCUCUGGCACCCAUAGAGGCACCCCCCACCCAACCAGACCGAUUGCUGAAGCCAAGCCUUCCCCCCAGGCCCCUGUGCAAGGUGUUUAGCAGCAGUGAACAUGGGGCAGCCAUCUUGCAGGGCCUUCAGACUUUUCGAGGAGACAAGACCCUCUGUGAUGUUAUCUUGGUGCCAGGGGACAGCACAGACACCUUCCCUGUUCACAGAGUCAUCAUGGCCUCAGCCAGUGACUAUUUCAAGGCCAUGUUUACUGGAGGGAUGAGAGAGCAGGAAAUGAGAGAGAUAAAGCUGCAUGGGGUCUGUAAAGCAGGUCUGAAAACCAUCAUUGACUUCAUCUACACGUCCAAAAUCAGUCUGGGCCUGGCCAAUCUGCAGGACACACUGGAGGCUGCCAACUUUCUGCAGGUCCUUCCUGUCCUUGGCUUCUGUAAACAGCUGCUAAGCAGUGAGAUUACUAUUGACAACUGUGUAGAGGUGGAGCGUAUUGCCACAGACCUGUUGUUGGAGGAUGUGCAGGUGAAUGUAGUUGAGUUUGUGAGCCAGAACCUCUCAGAGUUAGUGCGGUGUGGCCGCUAUCUGCAACUGUCAGAGACCAGCAUAGCCAAUGCCCUGGCUAGUGACUCCAUCACAGGCUUCUCUGAAAUGGAGCUGUACCACAUUGUCCAAGCCUGGCUAGACCAUGAUGCCCCAAAACGCCUCUCCUCCAUCUACGCUCUAAUGCGGCAUAUCCGUUUCCCGCUGAUGAGCCCAGUGGAGCUCAUACAGAUCUCUCAGGAUGACCAGGAAGGAGGCAACCCUAUGAUGCGCUCCAAAACAGCCUGUGUCAACCUGCUGCUGGAGGCCAGUAAUUACCAGAUGAUGCCCUUUCUUCAGCCGGCCCUCCAGAGCGAGCGCACACGAAUACGCUCAAAUGCCACACAUCUGCUGGCACUGGGCGGGGUGAUGAGGCAGCAGUUGGUGGUCAGCCGAGAACUGAGGCUUUACGAUGAGGACAUCGGCCACUGGAGGGCACUGAGACCCAUGGAUGUGCCACGAUACCAGCAUGGUGUUGCCCUGCUGGGAGGCUUUCUCUUCAUUGUCGGAGGCCAGAGCACCUAUGACACCAAGGGCAAGACAGCAGUGGACAGCGCCUACCGCUAUGACCCUCGCUUUAACACAUGGCUUCAGAUAGCCUCACUCAAUGAGAAGAGGACCUUCUUCCACCUUAGUGCCCUCAAGAGGAAGCUCUAUGCAGUCGGGGGCAGGAAUGCCUCAGGAGAGAUCGACACAGUGGAGUGCUAUGACCCGAAGAAGAAUGAAUGGACGUUUGUGACAUGCAUGGUAGCGCCCCACUAUGGACAUGCUGGAACAGUACACGGGGAUCUCAUGUAUGUCUCAGGUGGCAUCACCAGGGACACUUUCCAAAAGGGGCUAUGGUGUUACAAUCCGGAGGCCAAUGAGUGGAGCCAGCGGGCAGACAUGACCGAGCUCCGUGGCCUACAUUGCAUGUGCACCGUUGAAGACCGCCUCUAUGUCAUAGGCGGGAACCACUUCCGGGGCAGCACCGACUAUGAUGAUGUCCUCGCCUGUGAGUACUACAACCCCAGGACGGAUCAGUGGACUGUGGUGGCGCCCAUGCCACGGGGUCAGAGCGAUGUCGGGGUGACGGUGUUUAAUAAGAAGAUUUAUGUGGUGGGAGGCUACUCCUGGAAUAGCAAGUGUAUGGUGGACAUUGUGCAGCGGUAUGAUCCUGAACAGGACGUGUGGGACAGGGUUUUCAAUGUUCUGGAGCCCCUGGGGGGGAUCCGCGCCUGUACAAUGACCGUGCACUUGCCCGAGGGGUCAGUGGACGACGCUCAGCUACAGGAAUGUCUGUUGCCUGGGGCAAAAAACUAAGAGGGAAGGGGUCAGCAAGUUUUGCAAAGAG